UUGUUUGCGCGUGCGUGGUUUUGUGUCAGCCAUUCUCAACCUUUAACUGCCACCUCUCUGCGCAUGCGUUUUGGCUUUGCCUUUUUGGGCUUGGAUGUAGGGGGCUCUUCUUGUUUCCAGAUGUUCCAGCCGUGUUCGGCGCCUGCGCAGUAGCCGCUGCAGUAAGCCCCCCGAGGCUAGGUGGGUGAGCUUGAAGUUUAUUCGCAUGGCGGCUGAGUCCGGGUCCGAGCUAGGCUGGCAAGCUUUGCCCACGGCUGUCCUGGGCGCCUUGAGCACACUGGGCAGCGAAUUCCUGCGCGAGUGGGAGGCUCAGGACAUGCGUGUGACCCUCUUCAAGCUGCUGCUCCUGUGGCUGGUGCUGAGCCUCCUGGGGAUCCAGCUGGCCUGGGGGGUGUACGGAAGCACCGUGACUGGCCUGUACCACCGGCCGUCCUCGGGUCCGGGAGGCCAGAAUGGCUCCACUCCCGAUGGCUCUUCCUUGCUUCCUCCGUGGGAAACUUCAGAAAAUGAAUCUAUGAAAACUCAUCGCGAAUAAUGGAAGGAAGAAGCAUGGGCCUGGCUUUCCUGCUGCCUGUCUAUGUUGGAAUCCUGUCCUCCAAGGGUCUCAGUGAUACUGGCUGGGGUUUGUUUCUGGGGAGAUACUAGUCAGGGGAAUGGUGUAGGUUUGAGGAAAACAGGAAAUCUUUACUGGGGCCAAAUCUCAGAGAGGCUCUUCACUUCCCCGUUUUCCUUUUCUAGAUGUUCUUUCCCCUACUCAGGGAAAGGACAAGGCCCUGAGACCUUGCCCUUGAGGAAGCAUGGCCUACCUGACAUCUCCUUGCUACCCUCUCCUUCCUUGUGGGCUCUUGACUGUUGGCCCUCCUGGGAAAACCCCAUGCCUGGAAUGAAUCUAGGAGAGAGGCAAUGAAAAGGAGGACCGACCCUCAGUCUUGCUUUCAUCUUCCAGUUCUGAGGCCUUUGCAGAAUCACAGCCAGCACUUUUACAGUAGGGUGCUACAGUUAUGAGGUGACUUGGAAUAGAAAACUUCUCUGCUUGUUGGCCUAUGGCAACUUCUCUAGUAGAAUCUCAUUCUUUUUUUAAACCCUUUCCUUCUGUCUUAGUAUUGGUUCUAAGGCAGAAGAGUGGUAAGGGUU
Messenger RNA from Gracilinanus agilis (Agile Gracile Mouse Opossum), 1134 nucleotides. Its product is annotated as T-cell leukemia translocation-altered gene protein homolog. The transcript has 3 exons. Bases 206 to 535 code for a protein of 109 amino acids. Lineage: Eukaryota; Metazoa; Chordata; Mammalia; Didelphimorphia; Didelphidae. The record is from RefSeq and is a predicted model, not a curated record.